Molecule: messenger RNA, 2078 nt
Organism: Lotus japonicus
Lineage: Eukaryota; Viridiplantae; Streptophyta; Magnoliopsida; Fabales; Fabaceae
Product: WRKY transcription factor 72A-like
Exons: 5
Coding region: 80-1798 (572 amino acids)
Biological process (GO): regulation of DNA-templated transcription
Molecular function (GO): sequence-specific DNA binding; DNA-binding transcription factor activity
Source: RefSeq, a predicted model, not a curated record
UAUUUGAACACCUACAACGAAAGAAAACAUAUUUAGCAAGAAGGGAGAAAAGCCAGAAAGAAACGCCACCGUUUCAUACAUGGAUCAGUUUGUUUCAGGGAGACCAGAGGAUGGAGAUUGUGGAGUACUCAAGGAAGAGAAGAAAAGUGAGAAUAGCGUUUGUGAUGAUCAAAGUUCUCAUAAACAGGAUACUGUUGUUGAGGAGCUACCCAUUGCAAAUGCUGAAAUGUCCAUGGUGGAGGCUGAACCAAGCGCAUCCCCAUCCAUGAAGGAAGAUGAGGUUGAUGAUCAGCUUGAGAUUACUAAAGCCCAAAUGGGCGAGGUGAGAGAGGAAAAUCAACGGUUAAAGAUGAGCUUGAACAAAAUAAUGAAUGAAUACCGGACACUAGAAAUGCAAUUCCAAGAUAUAGCUAAGCAAGAUCAAACAAAGAAGAAUAUUGUGGCUGAUGAUAAUAACCAUCAAGAAAUAAUGGAGGAAUCAGAUCUUGUGUCCCUCAGCCUUGGAAGAGUUCCUAGCAAUCCAAGAAAUAUCAAAGUCUCUAAACCAUUGAAGGAUCAUGAAGAGUUUAAUGAAGACUUGACUCUUGGACUAGACUGUAAACUAGAAACAUCAAAAUCUGGGAGCACAAAUGAAGCAGCUUUGCCAAAUCCAAGCCCUGUCAAUAGUUGUGAAGUGCCAAAGGAAGAAGAAGCUGGGGAGACUUCACCACCUACUACUAAGGCACCACUCAAGACCAUGAGAGAUAUUGAGGAUGAAGUUGCUCAACAAACUCAUGCAAAGAAAGCUAGAGUUUGUGUUAGAGCAAGAUGUGAUACCCCCACAAUGAAUGAUGGGUGCCAAUGGAGGAAAUAUGGACAAAAGAUUUCAAAGGGAAAUCCUUGCCCGCGAGCUUACUAUCGUUGCACCGUUGCACCAUCCUGCCCAGUAAGAAAACAGGUGCAAAGAUGUGCUGAGGACAUGUCCAUUUUGAUCACCACCUAUGAAGGGACACACAACCACACUCUUCCUCAUUCAGCAACCGCCAUGGCUUCCACAACCUCUGCAGCUGCUUCCAUGCUGUUAUCCGGUUCUUCAACCUCUUCAACCACCAACAACAACCUCCAUGGCCUCAACUUUUAUCUCUCAUCAGACGGUUCCAAAUCAAAGCAACUACACCACCUAUCCAACCCUGCACUCUCAUCAUCUUCACAUCAUGACCAUCCAACCAUCACUCUUGACCUCACUACAAACCCAAACUCUUCCUCAUCAUCAUCUCCCUUUGUUAGAUUCAACAACCAACUCAGAUACCCUUCUUCCACCAGCCUCAGCUUCAACUCCUCCGAGUCCAAUGCAAUGUCCUGGACCAAUAACGGCUUCCUCAACUAUGCUACUCAUCAGCCGUACAACAACAACAACAGGAACAUCCUCAGCUCUGUAAAUUUUGGAAGACAACAAGCAGCAGAAAAUAUCUACCAAUCCUACAUGCAAAAGAACAACAACAUCAAUUCAAUCCCUCCUUCUCAAUCAGAAACUGUAUCUGCAGCAACAAAAGCAAUCACUGCACACCCCAAUUUUCAGUCUGCAUUGGCAGCAGCACUUACUUCAUUCAUUGGAAGCAGUAACACACCAGGAAAUUUGGGUCACAAAAUGACAUGGGCAGAGCUGUUUCCAGCAGCGUCUAAUUCUACUGCUACAUUGCCUUCAACUUCUAAAGCUUCUGCAUCAAACUUCUUCAACAAAACGCCUUCAUCUUUGCCGUUUUCUACCCCCAAAAGCGCGUCUGCGUCUCCUGGUGAUAGUAACGGCAACACAGAUUAAUUCUUGACCUGAGAAAUAGUCAAGAACAAGAAGUACACUGCAUGUUUUUGCCAAAUGCUGGUUAUUUUUUAAAAAGUCAAAAGCUUGGCUUUAUAAAAAAUAACCAGCUAUAUAUAUAUGCAGAAAGUGUUGGAACAUUGUUCAAAGUGAUUCCAUUCAGCUCGAAACUUUCAUUUUAGCAGAGUGUAUGUUAGUAAUUUUUUGUCAACGCAUUGUUCAAAUUAAGUGAUUCUGUUUAGCUAGAAACUUUCAGAAUAAAAAUUCUCUUGAUUACAUUUUA